AUGCUGAACGUCAUGCUCACAACACCAGCUUUUAAUUUACUACCGUACGUUGCUGAGGUCUCUGACGGUCUAUUUCGAAUGCUGGCCGAUGGUCAACCUGCCGUUCGAGAUGUGACCGAAACACUUCUAGGACAGUUUUUGCAAGGGAUCCAUAACAAACCUGAAGCACUCAGCCAUGAGGAUCGUUCGCAAGUGGUCAGCGUGCUUCUCGCCCAUGCGCAUGAGGAUGAACCUGCUCUAGGAAGAAAACUAUCACUUAUAUGGAUGGAUGAGUUUAUAAGAAUAUAUAAUGAAAAGAUGCUUCCAUACUUGUCGACUUUUUUGACUGCAGUUUUACCUUCUCUAGAUUGUGACGAUCUGAAGGCCAAAAGUGUCAAUGAUUAUCUUCUUCUGCUCAUUGACAUGAACACCAAAAUCGACGAACAAACAAUGUCCUCCGUCGUCGAGGUAUUGUUAAAGUUCGUAGGAUACAAAAAACAAGAAACUAGGAUAGCUGUUUUGAAUUGGAUACGGCAUUUGAAUGCGACAAUGCCUUCUCAGUUGUUUGUACAUAUGGAACAAAUCUUUCCCGUACUUUUGGGAACCCUCUCGGAUACCUCGGAUGAGGUGGACAUGACGUUGGAUGUGCUUGUCGAAAUCGACAAACUCGUCAAUAUGAUAGAGAGCCCUGUCCUAGCA
Ostertagia ostertagi is the source of this 678-nucleotide messenger RNA. The record is from the annotation of a GenBank genome assembly. NCBI's taxonomy places the organism in Eukaryota, Metazoa, Nematoda, Chromadorea, Rhabditida, Trichostrongylidae.